Haliaeetus leucocephalus (bald eagle) is the source of this 2224-nucleotide messenger RNA. RefSeq names its product neurotrophic tyrosine kinase, receptor, type 1 (gene NTRK1). Gene Ontology annotation, biological process: cellular response to nerve growth factor stimulus; regulation of phosphatidylinositol 3-kinase/protein kinase B signal transduction; multicellular organism development. The transcript is spliced from 17 exons. The record is from RefSeq and is a predicted model, not a curated record. Lineage: Eukaryota; Metazoa; Chordata; Aves; Accipitriformes; Accipitridae. Bases 1 to 2211 code for a protein of 736 amino acids. Gene Ontology annotation, molecular function: neurotrophin binding; ATP binding; neurotrophin receptor activity. Gene Ontology annotation, cellular component: signaling receptor complex; axon; plasma membrane.
AUGGGGUGCAAGGAAAGCGUCAUCGAGAACCAGCAGACGCUGAUGACCUUGACCCGGGCUGACAUGAGGAUGCUGCGGGACCUCAGGAGCCUCACCAUCUCCAGGUCGGGGCUGCAGCACGUCUCUGCCGACGCCUUCCUGGACACCCCCAGGCUGAGCUAUGUGAAUCUUUCCUCCAAUGCGCUGCAGAGCCUUUCCUGGAAGACCUUCCAGCAUCUGCCCCUGCAACAGCUCAUCCUGGUGGGAAAUCCCUUCAACUGCUCCUGCGGCCUCCGCUGGUUGCAACUCUGGCAGAAUGGGAGCCGGGCCGAGCUGGGGAACCAGUCGCUGGGCUGCUGGGAGGGCAGCGUACUAGUCCCCCUGGGCAGACAGCCCCUCCACGCCUGCGAGCCCCCGACCGUCCGCAUCGAACACCCCGAGUGGGUGCUGCGCCAAGGCGACAGCGUCAACCUCACCUGCCACAUCGCCGCCGAGUCACUGGCCACUGGGGAAUGGGUGGUCCCAGAGGUGGGACCCGAGCUGCCCAUCGUCACCAAGCUCUCAGACUGGGAAAUUGUCCUGGAGAUCAGCAAUGUCUCCUCUAACCUCAACCACAAAGAACUGACGUGCCGGGCGGAGAAUGUAGUGGGGCCAGCAGAGGACAGCGUGAUGCUGAAUGUCACCUUCCCCCCCGUGAUCCUUCUCCUGCAUGAAGCCAUCCCCCAACACUUCUGGUGCAUCCCCUUCUCGGUGGACGGUAAUCCGGUCCCCAGCAUCCGCUGGCUCUUCAAUGGCACAGCCCUGGCCGAGGGACCCUACAUCCACACCCGGAUCGUCGAGUACGAGCACAACUCCACCGUCCUCCACGGCUGCCUCCAGCUCAACCGUCCCACGCAUGUCAACAACGGCAACUACACCCUCCUGGUCCGCAAUCCCCUGGGCUUUGCCACCCGCAGCAUCCAGGGACGUUUCAUGGAAAACCCCUUCAGCUUCAGCCCCGAGGAGCCCAUCCCUGUGUCUCUGUCUCCACUGGGCACCAGGAACAGCUCUCUGGAGGGGCCCGUGGAAACAACGGACGAGCACACGUUCGGGGUCUCGGUGGCCGUGGCGUUGGCCGUGUUCGCCUGCCUCUUCCUCUCCAUCAUGCUCAUCGUGCUCAACAAGUGCGGGCGCCGGUCCAAGUUCGGCAUUAACCGCUCGGCGGUGCUGGCCCAAGAGGAUGACCUGGCCAUGUCCCUGCACUUCAUGAACCUGGGCAGCAGCCCCCUCUCCUCGGCAGAGAGCAAGCUGGAGGGGCUGAAAAGCAACUUCAUUGAGAACCCCCAGUAUUUCUGCGAUGCCUGCGUGCAUCAUGUGCAGCGGCGGGACAUCGUGCUGAAGUGGGAGCUGGGCGAAGGUGCCUUCGGGAAGGUUUUCUUGGCCGAGUGCUACAACCUUCUCCCAGAGCAGGAGAAGAUGCUGGUGGCCGUGAAGGCGCUGAAGGAGGUGACGGAAAGCGCCCGCUUGGAUUUCCAACGUGAAGCCGAGCUGCUGACGGUGCUGCAGCACGAACACAUCGUCAAGUUUUACGGCGUCUGCACCGAAGGCGAACCCCUCAUCAUGGUCUUCGAGUACAUGAAGCACGGCGACCUCAACCGCUUCCUCAGGUCUCACGGCCCCGAUGCCAAGAUCCUGGACCAGGGGCAGGGGCAGCCCUGCGGGCAGCUGACGCUGAGCCACAUGCUGCAGAUCGCCACGCAGAUCGCUUCGGGCAUGGUCUAUCUCGCCUCCCUCCACUUUGUCCACCGUGACCUGGCCACCCGUAACUGCCUGGUGGGCCAUGACCUGGUGGUGAAGAUCGGGGAUUUUGGCAUGUCCCGGGACAUCUACAGCACUGACUAUUACCGGGUGGGGGGCAGGACCAUGCUGCCCAUCCGCUGGAUGCCCCCCGAGAGCAUCCUCUACCGUAAAUUCACCACUGAGAGUGAUAUCUGGAGCUUCGGUGUGGUGCUCUGGGAGAUCUUCACCUACGGGAAGCAGCCCUGGUACCAGCUCUCCAACACCGAGGCCAUUGAGUGCAUCACGCAGGGACGGGAGCUGGAACGUCCUCGCACGUGUCCCUCCGAGGUGUACGCCAUCAUGCAGAGCUGCUGGCAGCGGGAGCCCCAGCAACGCCGGCCCAUCAAGGAGAUCCACAGCCGUCUUCAGGCCCUCGUCAAGACCCCCCCCGUCUAUCUGGACAUACUAGGCUGAGCGGGGACCCCCA